GCUGAGGAUUCCCUCAGCAACCUCACAGUUCAAAAACCUUUCAAACCGAUAUACACGAAAACGUCUCACUUCGAUCUGAACUUCGAUCAAACUUUACAAUGUCAAGUCCCUCGUCUAUCAAGUUGAGACGUUCAACACGACGAAAAACGUGGAAUUCAUCAUCUAAUCCAAUCAAGACCACUACAACCAAACCUAUCACAACUCGAACUGCGCAAUCUUCAAAACGAAAGAAAGUAAUCCCUAAAACCGAAAAAGAAAAUCAACAAGACGAUCCAAUAAAAGAUAUUGGAGAAGGUCAAACUAAAUCUUGGUUUGAACGUAGAGAUGACGGAUGUUGUGAUAUAGAUGUUGUAGCUCGAUGGUGUUGUAAUAAAGAAAAUUAUAAGGCCUGGAGAAGUAGAGAUGUUAAUAAAAAUGAAACUGGGGAAUUGGUUGCGAAAGAACUGAUCAAAUCCGGUCAUCCAGUUAAAACACCCAAAGACUGUGAAGGAGCUAUUCGACACCUUGAAUUUUUCUUUGACUCUGCUUAUAGAGCUAUAAAUCAUACAGGAAGAGCACCGAUAAAUCCAAAAGAAAGCGAGAUAAUGCAAACGAAUAUUGCGAGGACUUUUCCAUGGUAUAAAGUAUUAGAACCCGUGAUGAGCGAUCGACCGAUUUUUCAACCUUCAGAUCCUCAUGAUAUUCGUAGUAUUCAAGAUCAUUGUUUAGGUUGGCUUCUGCGUUUAGAACGUGAGAAUGAGCCUAGAGUCAAUGUCAGG
This is a messenger RNA of Melampsora larici-populina 98AG31, 758 nucleotides long. RefSeq lists its product as uncharacterized. The annotation marks the transcript as partial. The transcript has 3 exons. NCBI's taxonomy places the organism in Eukaryota, Fungi, Basidiomycota, Pucciniomycetes, Pucciniales, Melampsoraceae. The record is from RefSeq and is a predicted model, not a curated record.